Messenger RNA from Aspergillus glaucus CBS 516.65, 1500 nucleotides. Its product is annotated as Rtr1/RPAP2 family protein phosphatase. Lineage: Eukaryota; Fungi; Ascomycota; Eurotiomycetes; Eurotiales; Aspergillaceae. The transcript has a single exon. The coding region runs from base 103 to 1038 and encodes 311 amino acids. Gene Ontology annotation, molecular function: RNA polymerase II CTD heptapeptide repeat phosphatase activity; RNA polymerase core enzyme binding. Gene Ontology annotation, cellular component: cytoplasm; nucleus. The record is from RefSeq and is a predicted model, not a curated record.
CCGACUGUCAACACAACCAUCAUCACUCAUCCUACCUUUUACAUUAUCUUUUCUACAAUAGUACAAAAGUAAAUAUAUUUUAACAUUUGAUUAUCGUCCAUCAUGUCCGUCAAUCAAAAUCCCCUGAGAACAUCCCUUCCCACGACACACGCCGCUGCUUCAGAUUCCUCCCGUCGCCAACAAAAGAAACCCCAGGGCCAGUCCAACUCAGGAGUCGACCCCCGUCACAUGGCCAUAGCCCUGCACCACGCCCACCGCAUUCAAUCCCAAAAAGAUACCGCAUCCCUCAUCCUCGACCGCAUCCUCGAUCUCGUUUCCUUCCCUUACUCGCCAACCGCAGACCCGUCGACGCCAUCUCCCGAAGACGCGCUUUUGUUCAAGAACGCGCUGGUGCCGUUCCAGCCUACGGACUAUGAUAACCUCAUUCAAGAACGGAAUAUCGAGGGUCUAUGUGGCUACGGUUUAUGUCCGCGAGAGCAUCGCAGGGAAGAGGGCGGUGGCAUGUUCCGGAUUAAAUACGGCGCCAAAGGGAGCGGUCCGGGCGGAAGGGGCCGGGAGAUGAAUAUCGUUCCCAAGGAGAAGUUGGAAAUGUGGUGUUCGGAUGAGUGUGCGGAGCGGGCGAUGUAUAUCCGGGUUCAGUUGGCGCAUGAGCCAGUCUGGGAGCGAAGGGGGGAUGAUUCGCGGAAUAAGGAUCUGCUUCUACAUGAGGAGGCGCGGGAGCAGCAGGGCAGGAGCCUGAGAAGUGGUGAUAAUACUGCUACGGUUGGACAGGUUGCGGGCCAGUUGGAAAAUAUGCAUAUGCAUGGUCCUGAGGCCAGAGAUAUGGCUGCUCAGAUGCAGGACUUGUCUCUUCGUUCUCAAGAACUUGCGUUGGAGCGUGGUGAUUCGAGCACUGGGGCUUUCCAGCAUGAUGGACGAGUGGGCGUCCAGAUCAUGGAGAAUGAGAACUUCUCGCAUGCCGUGGCACCUCCGCAGAUGCGUCCGGAGGAUUUCCAGGGUGGUUCCAUUGAAGGAUACUUCCCCAAGCCUCAGGAGUGAGCAAUGUUUUGAUGUUCGUUACGCGAUGUUCAUGAAGAUACCCAAGCUACAUAAAUAGACUCUUGACAGAUACAUAACAGAGUUUGAUAAUAUAAAAAACCCUGAUCAAUAUCAGAUCAAUAUCUCGAGUCCAUAUCCUACGGACCGCCCAGGCCAUUAGCCAUGGACAAAAAAUUGGCAAUCAAGCAUCAUCCCCAGAGGAGAAUCAGCGACACCUUGGUAAUCGGGAAUCAUAUUUUCAUUCCUCAUCCUUCGAACGCUAUCUAAACCGCCAGAACACGCCAAAGGUCGAAGUCGAACGGAGAACGGAAGAACUUUUUUGUUGCACGUCGUAGUCGUAAUUAAUUUAAGAGCGGAAGCGACGGCGCUCAGGCUGCUGAGCCUGGGUGACGUUGACGACGUUGACCUUGAGGUUGUCGAAUCCCAAGCUCUUGAGCAGGUCCUUGGUGUCGGCGUCGACGU